AAGGAAAAGGAGAAUAGACAAGUUGAAGAGAUACCUCCACAAGAACUGGACAAUUAUUUGAGCAGAUUCCUACUUUCUGUGAGAAAGAAGAACGGAGAUGAGUACGAGCCUUCAACUCUACGUGGCUUUCUAGCAUUGAUUGAGCAUUAUCUCAAAAAAUGCCGCUACAGUGAAUCGGUUAUCACGGGGCAGGACUUUGCAAGAACAAGAGAUGCACUCAAAUCAAAACAAAAACAUUUGAAACGGCUGGGGAAAGGAAACAAGCCAAAUGAAGCAUCCAGUCUAACCUCAGAGGAAAGAGACAUUCUUUUCGAACGAAAAGAAAUGGGUUUCAGCUCUCCAAAAGCCCUCAUCAACACGCUCUGGUUAAAUAAUUGUAUGCAUUUUGGUCUAUGCGGAGAGAAGGAGCAAAGGGAGUUAAAAUGGGGCGACGUGGUUUUGAAAACCAAUCCUUUUGGGAAGGAAUACCUCGAAUACUGUACCGAAAGGCAAACCAAGACACGGCCUGGAGAUAAUCCAUCGAACAUGAGGAAGGUCAAACCAAAAAUGUAUGAGCAACCUUCACUUCCACCAGAACGAAACCCUGUGUUUGUGUACAAGUUUUACAAGGCAAAACGACCCAAUGAAACUCUCGUAGAGGACGCGCCAUUUUAUCUGGCAGUUAACCAUGUCAGUAGUGAGCAGCUAGCCUUCCCUGACACAAAGUGGUUUAAGCCACAACCAAUGGGAGUGAACAAACUGAAUUCUCUGAUAAAAGAGUGCGCUGCAGCGGCCGGUAUUGGUGAAAACAAACGCAUUACCAAUCACAGUGGCCGUAAAACACUGACACAAACACUGUUGAACCACGACGUUCCGCCAACGCAAAUCAUUCAAGUUACGGGCCACAAAAACCUCCAGUCUGUGAAUAAUUAUGUUGCUAUGGGAGAGAGACAACAAGAAAACGUUUCUUCGAUUCUCUCGGCUACGUCUACCACCAGUGCAGCCCAGCCCUUGGUCCCUCGUCAAGUUGGCGAGUUUUCUACAGCUUCGAGAUCGACAUGCAGCAACCUGCAUGAACACCACUUCGGGUACACCUAAUCAGCUGUCUUCGUUGUUUCUUAGCAAUCAUAUUACUGGAGGAACAUUUAAUGUUCAUGUGUCUACCACCUCGUCGCUUGCAUCCAGCACAUUGAUUGCGGAAAGUCCCAAACGCAAAAAAUACCGCAGGCUUUGGGUUUUGGACAGUGACAGCAGUCAAAGCGGUAAUAGUCAGGAGUAG
Messenger RNA from Porites evermanni, 1258 nucleotides. The record is from the annotation of a GenBank genome assembly. Lineage: Eukaryota; Metazoa; Cnidaria; Anthozoa; Scleractinia; Poritidae.